Dreissena polymorpha is the source of this 3582-nucleotide messenger RNA. RefSeq names its product metalloreductase STEAP4-like. Gene Ontology annotation, molecular function: ferric-chelate reductase (NADPH) activity; cupric reductase (NADH) activity. Gene Ontology annotation, biological process: copper ion import. The transcript is spliced from 2 exons. Gene Ontology annotation, cellular component: plasma membrane; endosome. The record is from RefSeq and is a predicted model, not a curated record. Bases 320 to 1849 code for a protein of 509 amino acids. Lineage: Eukaryota; Metazoa; Mollusca; Bivalvia; Myida; Dreissenidae.
GUUGUAAGUUUAUUUUGAUUGGCAGCAUAAGACUUAGUGUGGUGUAUGUUCAUUUUAAUGAAAUCCUACGUGCGUCAUACUAUCACAUGUCACAACUAGAAAUAAAGAUCUAUCUAUCAUCGGCUCAAGAAGUUUAACGAAGAAAACAUAACAAUAAGUCUUGCUUUUAAACUGCUCUGUCGUCUGCUAUAAUUAGCAACAGGAAAAAGCGAUCUGUUGUCGAUUGAAUGGUUAUCAAACCAAGUAGUAGCGUACAUUUGAAUUGAGCUAGUGGAGGAUAUGCGAUUUCUCAAUUUACGGGAUUGGUUAAACAUAUGAGAUGUCGAGCAAGGAACAAAGACGUCGCGUUGGUAUACUGGGAACCGGGGACUUCGCAAGAGCGCUAGCAAAACGACUCUUCUUUUCCGGAUAUGACGUCAUCCUGGGAAGCAGAAAACCGGAAAAGAAAGCGAUGUCUGCCAUUGACCAGUGUCUGUGCAAUGUUCAACUUCUUUCCGUGGAGGAGUGCAUCAAAAGCGCUUCUAUAAUUUUUCUGGCAGUCCAUUUCGAUAAUGUCAAGGAGCUUCUGACAGAACACGUCGAGAAACUGGAAGGAAAGAUUCUAAUCGACGUCUCCAAUAGAGACAGGCCAAGCAGCGUCACUUCAAACGCGGAGCUCGUCCAGAAAAUGGUUCCCAGCUGCAAGGUUGUCAAGGCGUUCAACGUCAUUUCUGCCUAUGCGAUGGAGAACGACUACAACUCGAGCAGUAAACAGGUCUUCAUUGCUAGCAACAGCGAAGGCGCGAGAGAUGUGGUGGCAAAUAUUGCCAAGGACAUGAACUUCCGACCAGUGGACUUUGGAGGGCUGUUUGCUGCUCGGAGAAUCGAGAAACACCCACUGAGGCUGUUUCCGGAAUGGAGAGGCCCGCUUGGCUUUGCGGUUGGCGUAUUCAACGCAUGGCUUUUAUACCUUAUCUAUAUCUACUAUAUUGCGGAGUCCAAAUACCAAUGGGAGCAACUUUUCGUCAAAGUGCUCAACAAAGCUAUUUGCAUGACAGGCAUAACUACGUUGUCAGUAACAUACUUGGCCAGCAGUUUUGCGACCGUUUUUCAAAUUUACUACGGUACGAAACAUAUACGUUUCUCGCGGUGGCUAGAUAAAUGGCUGAAGAAUCGGAAACAGCUUGGUCUCAUAUCCUUCGCACUGAUAUCAAUACACGUGAUAAUGUCAGUGCUCAUCAUGUCUCCGACGUACUUAAGCUCCUGGUACCACAGCACUGAAAUCACCGUUCCUGUGAAUCUCACUGCGCCAUUUCAGAUCAAACAGGGCACGUGGAUGAAUUGGAAAGGAGAGGCGGCUUGCUUGGUUGGUAUCAUAGCCUACGUGGUACUUUGUUUUAUCUGUGCCACUACAUUUCCGUCCGUCACGGACACGUUAAACUGGCGAGAGUGGAGGUUCGCGCAGUCUAAGAUGGGACACGCUGCUUUAUUGCUUUCUGUCGGACACGUUCUGGUCAUGGGGCUACCCGGAUGGCUGUCGAAGCCGCAUCUCAUUUACAAAUCUAUCACAUUCCUGUGUUCAAUUUUACCGUGGAUAACAUUAUUACUGAAGCUUUUAUUUUCUCUUCCGUGUGUUGACCGGUACGUGAUGAAGUUACGCAAAGGUUGGGAGAGACACGAGAACAAAUGCAGAGCGGACUGCGUUCGACCCGUAAAACACGAGGGAUAUGUUGCUAUUGACAUGAACUCGGGAAAGCGGAUGUCGUGUCAGGAUGCGUGCGCAUGCCCUGAUGACAGGAUACCGAUGAUGAACAUUGGGGGCUCGGAUUGUGACUGUGCUAGUGAUGACCUUGUAUUGAACGUUCCUUAGGUUUUAAUGGGAAUGUUCUAGAAAAGGGACAACACUGUAAUAAAAUCAAAUACCCAUUUUAAUAAGGUUGUAAAAGACGAACACAAAACGGUGCUUCAGUUAUAUAUGUAUACAUGUCAACUAGAAAAUAGUUGGACCACUGGGUGAUAAAGUCCGUGUGAAAUUUAGGUUUGUAUUGUUUUAAAAAGACAUUCUUCCGAAACAAACAAACACAAGAAAUAUGUAAACAAAGACACAAUGUAUUAUGUUAUAAGAAUAAUUGUAUAAAACAACCUUUAAAACAAAUUAAACAAAAUUAUAUCCUCCGGUAGUACCAGGUAUGUGUAUUAUCUAAUACACAUACCCUAGGUAAAACGUUUGUUUUAUUUGCGUACACUUUCUUUGAUUUGAACUUUGUCAAUGCUUCUAGAACGAAGUGUUAACAUCUUAAAUAUCUUUACAAACUGUUGAUCAUUUAAACAUACUUGUACCAAUGAACAGAACACGCGAGCUGAUUGUCGUACAUUAAUAUAAAAAAGUUCACUACCGUAUGUCGUGUGCACUUUUAUUAGCCUCUUUAUAUGCAAACGUUGAGAUUCGUUUCUAAAUUAAAGAAAUAGGACGCAAAUAAGGGUUCAGAAUGUAAAUCACGGGUUUCGCUGCCUAACAUUAGGGUCACCAUUUGCGACGAUAAUUUGCGAAAGUGAUUAUUUAAUUUCAAAGCAUUGUCUCCGAAAUACUGUACGAAAAUCUUUUGCAAGUUAAAUGCAAAUGGUUGAACGCAAGGGACAAAAACGUAGGCGGUCAGGGUCUGUCAGUAAUAAAAAUUGGUUCAUAAGCAACGAAUAGGUUAGAGUGUAAAACUAAAACCAGUGUGCAAAAGUUACAUCAUACUGACCAAUUGAGUCAUGUAUGACCACAUUCUUUCAAUGUAUCAAUCUAUUUUACUCGAAUGCAUGUUUUACACAUUUAGGCAGUUGUUCUAGCUUUAUCUUUUGGAGAAUUUGAUGUGGUAAACACAUGUUUUCAAUACUAAAUCACUGAACUAAGAUAAAGUUAGAGACUACAUGAAUAGUUAAACAUUGGGAUAAAACGAACAACAUUCCACUAGUAAAUGGACGACAAAAGGUGCAAAACAGUCGAUUUUGGUUUGUGUUAAGUUCUUUCUUGUGUUUUACAUGACUUAUACUUUUUUGCAUAAAUUGAUUCAGUGUAGAAUGCCUUUUGAAAAAUGUAUGGUUAUGGGGGUCCAUGUGCAAAAUUAUACAUUUAUUGUCGCUUAAAGAUGUUGCUUUUACCUUGAAUUUAUAAGGAAAAUAUUUAGUAUAUUGUGAAGUGUUAGUCUUAGAGACGAUGUUUGUUCUGCCAUUGACAGUCGCCGUUUAUGAUAUUGAAUAAUAAACCAAUAAGUACUGGGUCAAACCUUCAUAAAGACCAUUUAUGAGAAUUAUAAUUAGAGACGAUGAAAACUAAAUAAUUAUAAGAUAUUGUAAAUCCAAAAGCAAACUAUUACACUGUUUAUACAUGAACGUGUUAAUUUGAUUUGAGCCAUUAGAUUUUCAAAUAGUUGCUAUCUCUUUUUCAUAUUCAGAUAUUCAUUUAUGUGGUGCAAUGUUUAAUUACAUAAUUUUGAAACAUUUAUAAAGCAUACUGUUUCAUUGAUGUGUACAUGCAAUUUGAUGAUUGUUAUUUUGUGCUGUCUGACAUGUAAACAAAUGUUAUUUAUGAUAUAAAAUAAAGCUUGUGAUGACUUA